AUGAAUUUCCCUCUGUCGGAACUGAACAAGAUCCGACUGGCGGUCCAAAGCCCGGAAGCACCUGACCUCCUGGACCAGUCACUAUCGAAUCACCAGAUAGACGUGGCAUGCCUACAGGAAACAAGAAUCCAAGGAGAAUCCAAAGUAGAAACCAAAGGGUACCAGAUACUCACAAACGCAUAUCAAGAGAACACGGGUAUCCAUGGAGUGGCAAUUGCAAUAUCGAAAAGGAUAAACAAUUGUGUACAGGUAUGGAAAGCUGUGAGUGCAAGAGUCUGCAUGCUCAUAAUAGAAGCUAUGGCCACACCUGCCACCAUAAUAUCAUGCUACGCUCCGAUAGAAGAGGCCGAAUCAGCGACGAAAGUUGACUUCUACCAAAGUCUCCAUGCCACAGUUGACGACACUCCAAAGGGAGACCUACUACGGAUCGGAGGAGACAUGAACGCAAAGCUCGGUCAAGCGCAUAUAGCCGAAAGCAGCUACAUUGGUAGGGCGGUCAAGCCAUCCCAACGGAACGAUAAUGGCGACCGCUUGGCCCUGUUCUCGGCAUACAACGACCUAUGCAUCGCAAAUACCAUGUUCAGGAAAAUGAUUCACCAAUUUCCUACAUGGUGCUCUAGAGACAGGAGAACAAGAAAUCAAAUCGACUUCCUAUUGAUUAGAAGAAGAUGGCGCACAUCGAUAAGUGACGCCCGCGUGAGAAAAGACGAGCUUCUUCUCGACAGUGACCACCGAAUGCUUACGUGCGCCCUCAAGUCGAAGCUUAUAGUCUACAAGAAGACACAGAAAACACAAAGGCUCAACCAUGAUCUACGCCAGACCGCGGGAGGUGUACAACACGACGUCCUAGUAAACCAGAAAUGGAGCGUAUCAAAAAAGCUUUAG
Molecule: messenger RNA, 885 nt
Organism: Symsagittifera roscoffensis
Lineage: Eukaryota; Metazoa; Xenacoelomorpha; Acoela; Convolutidae
Product: craniofacial development protein 2-like
Exons: 2
Coding region: 1-885 (294 amino acids)
Biological process (GO): chromatin remodeling
Cellular component (GO): nucleus
Source: RefSeq, a predicted model, not a curated record